Messenger RNA from Atta colombica, 807 nucleotides. RefSeq names its product 28S ribosomal protein S18c, mitochondrial (gene mRpS18C). The coding region runs from base 289 to 711 and encodes 140 amino acids. NCBI's taxonomy places the organism in Eukaryota, Metazoa, Arthropoda, Insecta, Hymenoptera, Formicidae. The record is from RefSeq and is a predicted model, not a curated record. The transcript has 3 exons. Gene Ontology annotation, molecular function: structural constituent of ribosome; small ribosomal subunit rRNA binding. Gene Ontology annotation, cellular component: mitochondrial small ribosomal subunit; ribosome. Gene Ontology annotation, biological process: mitochondrial translation.
AGGAGAUAGAUAGAAUUAUAUUAGUUCGAGUAACUUCCGCCGCGCGGCAAGCUUUGCCGUGUUCUAUAUGCAGGAGCCAUAAUUCAACUAUGGGACGCUCUAUCUAUCUUAGAAGUCUAUAAUCGCUACAUUGGAUACUGGUCGUGGGCAUUUGCUUGCAGGAGCCACUAAAUAAAAAAAAGAAGAAAAAGAAGGAAAUCUAAUUUAUCCAACGGAGUUAAACGGAAUUUAGAGAAAAAGAGUUAUAUUGGUUUAUUAUAUAAAUAAAUCGUUUUGAAUAAUCACGAAAUGAUUUUUGCUUCUGCUUUGCAAAGAGUUCCAAUAACGUGUAGCAGCAAAUCAUAUUUUCGAACUAUUAGUAAAAGUUCCGAUAAAUCUAUAAAUAUUAACGUGAUGAAAGAAAAUGACAUGCCAAUCCAAAUUGAAAAUCCCUAUGUUAAAGAAAAGCAAAAGUGUAUUCUUUGUAGAUUAAACAUUGAACCAGAUUAUAAAAAUGUAAGAUUACUUUCACAAUUUCAAAGUCGAUAUACAGGCAGAAUAUAUGGAAAACACAUAACUGGAUUGUGUAAACACAAACAGAUGAGAUUAGAACAAGAAAUUGCAAAAGCUCAAAGUGCAGGUUUAAUGGGUUACUGGACCAAAGAACCAGAAUACGUUAAAGAUCCAAAAUUGUUUGAUCCAAAUCGUCCAUUUAGACCACAUAAAUAUUAAACAAAAAUUAAUGUAAUAUAUACAUUGUGUGUCAUAUACAAAUGCUUGAUAAGACAAUUAUAAUUGCAUUAGUAUCAAUAAACUACUUUAUACAAA